Messenger RNA from Rhipicephalus sanguineus (brown dog tick), 9260 nucleotides. Its product is annotated as xylosyl- and glucuronyltransferase LARGE2s-like. Gene Ontology annotation, molecular function: xylosyltransferase activity; glucuronosyltransferase activity. The record is from RefSeq and is a predicted model, not a curated record. NCBI's taxonomy places the organism in Eukaryota, Metazoa, Arthropoda, Arachnida, Ixodida, Ixodidae. Gene Ontology annotation, biological process: protein O-linked glycosylation via mannose.
CGUCCGACGGGCCACCAACCCCUCCGCCCACACAGUGGGAUCGAACUACUUCCGUUCCCCCGCCGUUGCUUUGCGUUUUGCUGUGGCCGAGUUUCGGUCUGCCCGCUGGCUGGGCACAAUUUCGGAAGACUCAUUAUUGCUAGUGCUUCGGAAAUCAGCGUGAUGUCAGCAUGUCGAGUGCCGGUGACCACGGCAGUGCCCACAUGACUGGCGCCUCGUGAAACCCGGCCAACGCAGCCUUCGGCUCGCCCAUAGCUGCAGGAUGAAACGUUAGUUGUCCCAACGGAGGUGGGAGGCAUGGCAGUGAACUGCUGCUGGUGGUGUACCAUCCGCUGCUGGUCAGGGCUGCGGGGCAACUGACCACGGAGCCAGGGCCCCAGUGGCGGCCAUGCGCAGGCACCGCCAGGCAGCCCUGCUGACCCUGGUGGUGGCUGUUUUGGGCAUACCUCUACUGCUGCUGCUCUACCUCGAUGGCAAGAGCCAAGCACCCGAAGACAAUCUACUUGGAUUCACGAAAAGGGAGGCAGUUCUUGCUGACCGAGUCCGAGAGGUUGAACAACAGAAUCAAAUGUUGCGAAGACAACUCAGCCUAUCACGGCAGCAGCUAAUGCAGCUGAUGCAGCGGGAGGCACGCAAUGGCUCCGACAUCAACUUCUUGCCCUGUCCCACCCGAGGGGGCAACGAACUGCCCGAGGUGCCCAAGUGUGAGGUGCUUCAGGUCGCCAUCGUGUGUGCGGGAUACAAUGCCUCUCGCUCGGUCAUCACGUUGGUCAAGAGCAUCCUCUUCUACCGCAAGAACCCUCUCCACUUCCACUUCAUCUCCGAUGCCGUAGCCCACCUGGUGCUGCAGACACUGUUCCGAAGUUGGAACAUGCCCGCAGUGGAGGUGAGCUUCUAUUUAGCCGACAACCUUCAAGGAGAAGUAUCAUGGAUUCCAAACAAGCAUUACUCCGGCGUCUAUGGGCUUAUGAAGCUAGUACUGCCCAAGGCUUUGCCUGAUACCCUUGACAAGGUGAUAGUAUUGGACACAGACAUCACUUUUGCAUCAGACAUUGCUGAGCUGUGGAGAAUAUUUCACAAGUACACCUCAAAACAGGCAAUCGGCCUUGUGGAGAACCAGAGCGACUGGUAUCUAGGAAAGCUGUGGAAAAACCAUCGACCUUGGCCUGCUCUCGGCCGAGGUUUCAACACCGGUGUCAUUCUGCUGCGACUGCAAAGGCUACGAGAACGCAACUGGAUGCAAAUGUGGAAGCUUAUAGCUGAGAAGGAACUUAUUAGCAUGUGGUUUACUUCGUUGGCUGAUCAGGACAUCUUUAAUGCUGUACUGAAGCAGCACACAGAACUCCUGUUUCGUCUGCCAUGCCAGUGGAAUGUACAGCUGAGCGACAAUACUCUCAGCGAGCUGUGCUACUCUGAGGUGCAGGAGCUGAAGAUCAUCCACUGGAACUCGCCCAAGAAGCUGAAAGUUAAGAACAAGCAUGUUGAGUUCUUCCGCAACCUCUACCUUACCUUCCUCGAAUAUGAUGGCAACCUGUUGCGACGCGAGCUUAUUGGUUGCAACGGCACGACGUCAUCAUCAGCUGGUGUGCAUGCCUCUCACGUGCAGGACGCUUUGAAUCUGUUGGAUGAGGACGACCCCUGCUAUGACUUUAGGAGAGCAAGGGUUGCCCAGCAUCGCACGCAUCUCUACUACAUUGAAUACGACUAUGAGCCUUCACCAGAGGGCAAUGAUGUUACACUGGUUGCCCAGUUAUCCAUGGACAGGCUUCAGAUGGUGGAAGCUGUCUGCAAGCAUUGGGAAGGGCCAAUAAGCUUGGCAUUGUACAUGUCAGACUCUGAAGUCCAACAAUUCCUGAGCUACACCCUGAGCUCGGAAAUUUUGCAGAGUCGCAAAAAUGUGGGCUACCACAUUGUCUACAAAGAUGGAACCUUCUACCCGGUGAACAUGCUGCGAAAUGUUGCUCUACAACAAGUGAACACGCCAUUCGUGUUCCUGACUGACAUUGAUUUUCUUCCUAUGCAUGGCCUCUAUGAGUACCUGAAGCGGUCCGUAUUUGCUUUGGGUCUCGAGUCCUCACGCAAGGCACUGAUAGUGCCCGCAUUUGAAACGCAAAGGUACCGGCUGAGUUUUCCCAAAACAAAAGCAGAAUUGCUUUCCAUGUUGGACAUGGGUACACUAUUUACAUUCAGGUACCAUGUGUGGCAGAAGGGCCAUGCGCCGACAAACUAUGCGAAGUGGCGGACAGCUACAACGCCCUACCUGGUGAAUUGGGAACCCAACUUUGAGCCCUACGUGGUGGUCAAGAGAGAUGUGCCUGAAUAUGACAAACGCUUUGUCGGCUUCGGUUGGAACAAGGUUUCCCACAUCAUGGAACUGCAUGCUCAGGGCUACGAGUUUGUGGUGUUGCCCAAUGGAUUCAUGGUGCACAUGCCGCACGCUCCAUCACUGGACAUUGCCCGUUUCCGGUCGAGCAGCCAGUACCGCAAGUGCCUCUCCCUGCUCAAGAGCGAGUUUGCAAGGGACCUCUCGCUGCGCUAUGGCCGCACUUUUUCGGCAUCGCCCGACCGUCGUCGGCGCAGGUGAUCACCCGCUGUGCACCAUUGCCACUACUGCGCCAUGGCCAGGUGCCCCGCCCCCGCUGUCUUUCUGACAACCACAGCACAAGCCAGUGCUGGUUGUCCCUUCACGGAAGCUGCUGGCCAAGUUUGUGCCAAAACGUGGCGAGGGGCCCUUUAAGCGAGGUACAGAAAGGUACAGAAGUUCACAGAGCAUUUACCUUAUUUACUUUUUGUUCACAUGAUCUUGAAGAAGUUUAACAAUGUAAUACUCGUUCACAUGAUUUUUGUCAGUUAAAAUUUUGAAAGAAAUGACAAAAUUCAAGGGAAUUGACCAUAUAUGUAAAAUCACACUUUUUUUUUCAGCUUUUUACCAGUAUGGUCGCCACUUUAUAUCGAUGAUGUGGUUGAUUGACUCCCAAUAUUGAUGCUUUAAAUGCACCAGAAUUCCAGUCAAUGCGCUUGAAUGCUCAGUAACAUGUGCUGCAUUAUCAUAGCUCACUUAGUCCAUCAUGGUACCUCAGCUACUCGCCAACAUCUGUGUUCUGGAUGCGCAUGGAUCUUUGAAUAACUCGCGAUUAUGGCAACAAUCACUACCAUCAGUUGAUUAGGAACACUGCUUUUGUUGAAAUGUCCAAGCUCCACUUAAUUAAAGCAAGCCUGUCUAUCCAGUUAGCUUUAUGGCAAGGUUCAAGCAAAGUGCUCAGGAGGCUUAUUCUCAUUGGUGGUGCUUUUAUAAGGACAGUUGCCAAAAUUGAUUUCAUUCAGAAAAUGAUGUAUUGAUAGUACAUCACAGGGUUUGCUUACUGUGUUACUUAGUGCAUAAUCCGCUGAAAGGUGUAUUGCCUUGCUGUAAGUAACUAAUCAUGGACAAUGAAUAGCACUGUUGACUUACUGAGAGAAAGCAUCAGCACUUAUGAGGUGGAAAAAUGGGCCUCUCAUGUCUAUUUGCAUGUACAUUUCGUCGUCGUGCUUUGAUUUACAGAAUGAAGGGAUACCUUAACAAAUGAAGAGGGGAUUUCUUUAAAGCUUUGAGAACACCAUGAGGUUCUAUUCGAGAUCAUGUGAGAUUUUUAAAGGAACACAAAAGCAAAAGACUCCAUCAGCCUUGACUGAUAAAGUGUUCUUUCAGAACUUAAUUUUCAUUGUAGUCAGUUUGUAGAAAAGACGUCGAACAUAAAAGAUAAUUUGUCUAAAGUUUCAUGCCAACACUUUGGUGCUGGUGUAGUACGAAGUCUCAAUUUUCAAAGUACUUUCCCAUACCUAUGCAGUUAUGGAGAAGUAGUUGUUCUUGAAGCUCAUCAAGUUUGCUGUUUCAGGAAAGCAGAGUUGAAUAUUGUUGUUGUUACUUGGCUCCCUUAGAAUCUAUGUAGUCUUUCCAUGUGGACAAAAAGUUGGCUAAACCCGAGAAGACACCAUCAAAAUGUAAAAAUCUAUGACAUCCUGGCAUGCUGUCGUGCAAAACUCAAGCUGACGUCCUGGACCAUUUUUAGUUUUUGUCACUUACAAAGCCAAUUGUCAAGCAUUGCCCAGCUUAAAGAAGAGAUUGCCUUUGCAUGGGCACAGUUCCACAUAGAGCAACUGAACUUUAUAACUACAGCAAGGAAGUUUUUACCUCGUAUAAUAGUAGCAGUACAUUACUCCAGUAGUACUCCCAACAAACAGUUCUAAUAUGAAAUUAAUGAGCAUUUUGCCCCCGUUUUUGAAUGGUGAAUGUCUUUGCUGUCUGCUGUGAAUGUCAGUUGAACGUGAAUACUAGACACCUGAAACUUGCAAAUACAUGGGCUUUCACGGUUAUCUACACAGUGCCAGGUAGUGGCUAGUAAAGCAACUGCAUGAAGUCAACUUGCCAACACUUUUGAUUAUUUUGUUCACAUUUACUAUUGCGGACCACUUUUCUUGUACUUCAGCGUGUGCUUAUUGAGUUCAAGUAAUCAUGCUUUUUAUGUCGCAUUUACGUUAUCCUGCAACAGCAUACAUUGCGACGACAGUGCUUGUCACCAGUGUGUUUUUGUUUGUGUGUAUGAUUGGGAACAUGCAAUUCAUGCACACUUUUAUUUGCAUAAGAGUACUUCCCAUCCACUCACACUAAGCCACCUUUACUGUUGACAGCUGGACUUUCUUGUUUUUCAUAUUAGCUUUCCUAAGCUGGACCAGCACUGCUUGUUAAAAAAAAAAAGGAAGGGUACGUGAGGAGCUGUUGUCUUGAUAGAGGAGCACGGUGCCUUCGAAGUGCCAAUUUUUCUUUCUUUAAAGUAUUGGCACGGCUGCAAACUGUCCACUGCAAGGAAAUAGCCUCUCGAAAGCAAUUCUUGUUUGUGCGAGCUCAUUAUUUACUCUGCUUGACUAGAUAAAAGGAAUUUACUUGUUUACAUCAGUCUAUAAGCACUGCUGUGUCCCUACAACCGUGUCAUAGAUUGGCCAUCCUUUAUUGUAAUUCAUGAUACAGGGUGUACAUUUGAUAGUUUUUGUUCCUGCUGCUCUAAUCAACACACAUGUUCUGAGCAUAAUGUUAGUACAUUUUAUAUAUAUCUUUUGUUGUUCUUUUUUUUUUUGCUGUUUUUGUUUUUCAUUAUCAGCAGCCGGCAUUAGUUCCUAUGAUUUUAUUGUCCAUCUCUACAUGCUUAAAGUAGUACAUGUUCGAAACAAUUAAUGUACUCUGAUACUGAGGUCCAAGUGGGUCUGCACACUGGAGCUUGUUUUGAGGCAUUGCACCUUCGUAUCCAAAACUGUGAAAGGACAUGAAAUUUACAACCUGGUCACGGAACCUGGGAUUAUCGUUUUGUGCGGUAUUCACACAUUUUUUGCGACAUUGAACUACCUUUUUCUGUUGGCUGUUGAAACUGCUGUUUUCUUUGCAUUUGUGUCUGUGCCAUUGCAACUUGUUACAAGACAGCCGUUGACACUCCAUGCGAGGCUGUCAGCCACAAGGUAUUAUUUUUAAUUUAGUGAUAGCCAAGCAACUGGCUCAAUGUAAAAAAUUGUGCUACUCAAUGCAUGAUUUUUGAGCUUGGGCCUAAUCGUGCUCUUGUGGUAGAGGGGAAGAAGGUUUAUUUUAGAACACGGCUGUGAUCUGUCAACAAGGUGCCAUGAAUUGUGGCCAUUUUUUGUUUACUAAAAUUAGGAAAUGGCGCUCAUUGUCUGUGCAGUUUAUGGUCAUCACUCUGUGUCAGUGCUCUAAAUGACUGUGGCUGUAUCUGACCUCCCUGUAAUGAACAUUGUCACGAGUUCUGCACAGUGCAGUCAAAGGAGAGAGAAGGGAGGAUAGAAUUCAAGUCAUGCAUGCCCUAACGUAAUGAGAGGAGCUUAGUCCGCAUUAACCCAUGCACCAUUGAGUGUGCUGUUUGACUUUGGGGUGUCAGAAAAGCAUUUUGCGUGUACUGUUACCUUGUAAGUUUGCACUCAGUUUAUUACUUGAAAGCAAGACAGAAAAUUUAUGGCAUAGUUACAGUGGCACCUCAUUGAGACAGCUAACCUGUGAACAAAAGCGUGUACUAUUCCAAAAAACAGUAUGAUCAAGGUCAAGAUUUAAACAGGUAAUCUGCUAUGUUAUGUUCUGAGCUGGGAUAAUGAUACAAAACUGAAUUGUAUCAAAGAGGUUCUACUGCACAUCCAGUAACUGAUUAAAAUUUCAGUAGUGCUCAUUACAUGCACCAGCAUAAUUUGCUUAAAGGAACAAAAGAGCGCUAAUGUAGUGAAAAUGGCAGGUGUUUAUUUGUUGAGAGUUUGACUGAGCAUUUUUUUAAAUGCCUGAACAAUGGUAAAUACAAAUGACACACGAAGCGAGCUCAAACAGAACGUCACAGAAUAUAAGUUCGCUAAGUUCCACAAUGUAAUUGUAACAUACUGGCGCUGCGGUUCAGGCAUAAGGUCUGAAGGAGAAUUCACUGAUGCUUUCAUCCACUUGUAGUUGAACUUUUCAUGCAAAUUAGUGUGAGUGGAGUGUUGAAAAACUAAUUCACCUGUUCUGACUAGCUUAGCCUUGCUUUUGAACAUCUUUUUUACUUUAUUGGUGCUGUUUUCAGGGGUAUUGCUGUGGAUGUGGCUUUAAUUUUUUUUUUUUAAAGAGAGAGAGACAUUUGUUGUUUUCUGCAAGGCUACUGAAUUAUGAAUGAUUAUUAAUCUUUUCCACACUCUUUAAAGACAAAAUAAACAAGUGGCUCUUGAGUAUCAAACAAAAAGAAAUUAAACACUUUUCCACGAUGGCUUAAACUUCAAUUAGCAUAUCAGCAAGUAAAACAGAAACAGCUAUAGAGACGUCUGUAAUGCCAUGCAGAAAAUCUGCAAAUCAUGACAGCAUAUAUUUUGUCGCACAAUGUUAUCUGCACUGUUAAUAUCUUUUUUCCAGAAUACAUAGUCUCAAUAUGCUGCAGGUGCUAGCAUCUUUUUGCCAGGAAAGCUUCAGCUAUUUUCGUUCCAGCAGGUGUUCAGUACUACAUAGCUCGAUAGACUAUAGCUUGGCUAGCUUGUCUUAUUGUUUACUACGAUAUCAAAAAUGUACAGUUUGUGGCUGCCAUUAAGAGUACCACUCGUAUCUGCAUAGGCUCGUAUGGCUACUAAUGGGCCGAAACAGAGCAGCACUUAAUUUGCUGUGUCUGUGUUUGUUCUCAGUUACGUUGCAGUGCAAGUGUUACUUAUGCAGGCUAACGACAGCAACAUUUCCUUAUAUGGAAAGGGUUGUGCGUGUGCCAAAGUGAGCAUUUUGCCACUCAUAUUUGCAUUGUCCAUAACUAUAGGAGAAUUAUUGUUGCUUUUUGUAUAGAAUGCCACAGUAACGUCUCAUGGACAGGAGUAUAUGCUAGCUGUAGAGAAUUUGCUUUCUAUGCUUGUAAAUACAAAUGCAUUACCAUCAAUUUCAUUUCAAACACUUGCUCUGAACACAGUUCUGUUAAUGGGACAACACAGCCUGUGGGCUGUGGCAGGUGUUUCUGCGGACAAAUCAUUAUGUAGGAAGACGAUUGCGCACAUGUCUUGUUGAUGUUAUGUUUCUUGACAUUGAUGCAAAAUCGGUAUAUGUGAAUUGUGUUGUCUGUUUUUUUUUUUUUUUCUUUCUUGAAGUGUAGAUACGCUUUAAGCAGCUUACCAUAACCAGUCCUUAAGGUGUGCACAGUACUUUAAUUUUGGCCACUGGCAAAAGAAUAUGAUUAGCCAAACUUGUGCAAAAAAGAUUCCAGUUUUUUAUGCUUGUAACUUUCUUCAGUCUUCUUUUGUGCCAAUAAAAUUGGUGAAAAGAUGUAUUGCUUAAUGAUGUAGCAUCGCCAUAAUUGUUACUGUUUGUUGUCACUAGUGUCUAGCUCUACAUUUGUAGCACUUUGAGUGCAUUUUUGUAUGUUUAUCAAUGACAUGUUUCAUCUGUGCUCUUAUUUAUUUGAAAAACCAGAGUAUACUAUAUACAUGCUGCAUUCUUUUCAUUGAUGCGAUCUACAAUUUCUUACUUUUGUAUUUCUCUGCACCUGUCAUGAUAUUACUAUUGUUCUCUCUGUAUGGUAUCAUCAGUUAAGCGAACAGUAUUUGACGUACUUAUGCCAAUCUGACUUGUUUUCAUUCAUUAUCACUCUUUCUGUGAAACUGAUUGCUCUGACGUCUGUGUGCAUGUUUUCAUUCUUAUUACAUUAACUUUUUUUGGACUAUACAUCCUAUUUUUCAUCAGGUUUCGUUAUUUGUGUUGAAUGUAAAGCAUUGUCGUGUAUAAUGCAAGACUGCAUUUUUGUUUUAUUUUGCUCAAAGUUUAUAUUGACUGACCCUUACAGACUAUCUGGCACGACGCUAUGUAUUUUUGUUUUGCUACGCAGCGCACACUUUCUCAGCUCUCUGUUGUGACGUGUUCACAUUUAUUGCAUAUUGGCAAUAGGUUCAAUUUUCAAUUGAACAUUUCUUUUCUGCCACUUUUGGCGCAGGCUUACAUGUCCUUUUGGUAGUCGUCUUCAGGCAGCAUUUAUGCCUGCUGGACAUGAAUUCUUCAUAUGCACGAUCAGUGAUUACAGUGGUUGAAGAUGUCUUGAAGAGCAUAUGGGACUGCCUAGAAAAACGUAUGCUAGUGUACGAUGAAUAUGGAACUUACUAACUCAAUACCUCAAGUUUCAAAGUUUCUGUUUUCCGCAAUUCAGCUUUCUCAGCAAAGAUUCAGCACUCCAAGAGGAACUGGUGCAGCUCAUAAUGGCAGGAAUUUUAAGCACCGUCAGUAUCUGGAGCUUUUGCAUGACACAGUGGUUAUUCUGAAUGACCAUUUUCUUCAGGUGCACUAGUCUGUAUUUCUUUUUUAGGCCACCACACGUUUUUCACAUUCCAUUAAUGGAAGAAAAAAUUGCGACAUGAGAAGUAGGGCAUAUUCAAACUCUUAAAUGUACUAAUAAGAUUUACAUCUGCUAAUACUGUCGUGUCAAAUUUCCGGCUCACUAUGAAAUACAGCUUCAUUUUGUAUUGCCUCUAGUUUAUUUUUAUUUCCCUCCUCAUUCUAGUCCGCUCAUUUUGCCAAUGCAAUGCUCUGUGGCUGUACCUCAUCAUUCGCAUGUUCCUGUGUUUUGCUAUUUGUCCUUCAGGCUUUAUUUGUGAUUGCUGGCAACAGUGCUUGGACUUUUUUGUGUUCAUAUCUGUUGUAUUUUGUGCUAGUGAUUUUAUAGCCAUUGAUAUGAGUGGUAGGCACAAGGUGCUUUCUUAUACUGAAAAAAAAAAGAAGAAAAUAAAUGUUAUAUGAUUAAAACAAA